AUGGGUUUCUCAGAGCAUGUUCAAGUUGAACAUAUUGUACAUGCUGAACUUUUAGCUAUUAAAAAAGGACUUGAACUUGCAUGGGACUUAGAAUGCCAUAAAGUCAUUUGUGAAACAGACUCGACAGAAUCUCUCGGUUUAAUAGAAUGGGCAAAUGUAGAUAUUCAUAUGUACAGAGAGGUUAUCAAAGAAAUUCGAGAAAUAUGCAAAAGAGAAUGGGGAAGUCUACAAUUUGUUCAUGUUUUCAGAGAAGGGAAUCAAUGUGCCGACUUUCUUGCGAAGUUUGGAUCUAAAAACCAAUACAAUUGCACAUGGAAUAACCCUUUACCAGUUGCACUUCAGACACAAUUGGAGAAUGAUGCCAUGGGAACCUUUUAUUUUAGAAGCAAAUUGUAA
This is a messenger RNA of Prosopis cineraria, 396 nucleotides long. RefSeq lists its product as uncharacterized. The record is from RefSeq and is a predicted model, not a curated record. Gene Ontology annotation, molecular function: nucleic acid binding; RNA-DNA hybrid ribonuclease activity. Lineage: Eukaryota; Viridiplantae; Streptophyta; Magnoliopsida; Fabales; Fabaceae. The coding region runs from base 1 to 396 and encodes 131 amino acids. The transcript has a single exon.